Solanum tuberosum (potato) is the source of this 1206-nucleotide messenger RNA. Its product is annotated as F-box/kelch-repeat protein At3g61590-like. Bases 1 to 1206 code for a protein of 401 amino acids. The record is from RefSeq and is a predicted model, not a curated record. Gene Ontology annotation, molecular function: protein binding. The transcript has a single exon. NCBI's taxonomy places the organism in Eukaryota, Viridiplantae, Streptophyta, Magnoliopsida, Solanales, Solanaceae.
AUGGAAGGGGAAGCAUCAUGGUUCAGUCAUUGCCCUGAUGAUACUGUUGAGCCUGAUUCUUUCAGCUCCGAGCUUAAAUAUGAAGACGAAAAACAAGUUUCCUCUGUUCUCGUAGAUUUGAUACUGCCUGAUGAUUUACUAGAACGAAUAUUGGCUCGUCUUCCUAUUGCUAGCAUCUUUAGGGCAGGUUGUGUAUGUAAAAGAUGGCAUGAGAUAGUGAAAUCAGGAAGAUUCUUGUGGAACUCAUCGCGAUUUCUGUCUCAUAAACCGUGGUACUUUAUGUUCACAAGUUCAGAGAAACCAAUAGGUUAUGCCUAUGAUCCAACUUUUCGGAAAUGGUACGUUAUUGAACUCCCCUGCAUUUGGACAUCCAGUUGCUUUAUUUCUUCAUCUUGUGGAUUAUUUUGCUUCAUGGACAAUAGUAGAACUGAUCAGCUAUAUGUUUGUAAUCCAAUAACCAAAUGUUGCAAGAACCUCGAGGAGCCACCGGGGUUCAAUUUUUCUGAUUACAAUGCAUUGGCUAUGGUUGUAAAUAGAAAAACGCGUUGUUAUAGUGUUACAAUUGUUAAAUCAAAGCACAUCCCUGAGAACUUCUUUCAAUGUGAUGUGUCCAUCCACAUAUACGAUUCUGGAACAACGACGUGGAUGACCUGUUUAACUGAUGUUUUGACAGGAUGGAGAGGUGGGGAUGAAAGUGUUAUAUGUGAUGGUGUAUUGUAUAUCAUGAUUUAUUCAACUGGAAUUGGUGGUUCAGAAAAUCGUCACGGUUUAAUCACUUACAACCUCUCAAGCAGAUCAUGUACCAUGUUGAUGAGGAGUUUCAUUCCUGUACCAUGUUGUCUUACGUGUGGUCGUCUAAUGAACCUCAACGAAAAGUUAGUAAUGGUAGGAGGGAUAGGGAAGCGAGACUGUCCUGAUAUAAUUAAGGGGAUCGGUAUAUGGACACUUAAUGGGAUGGAAUGGCAACAAAUAGCGCGAAUGCCACAUAAGUAUUUCCAUGGUUUUGGGGAAUUUGAUGAUGUUUUUGCCAGUAGCGGUACAGACGACUUCAUAUACAUACAGAGUUAUGGAGCACCUGCUCUUCUUGUUUUUGAUGUUGAGCAGAAAAUGUGGACGUGGGGUCGAAAAUGUCCUGUGAAAAAAAGGCUUCCCCUUCAGCUCUUUACUGGUUUUUGCUUGGAGCCAAGGCUUGAAAUGGUUCCAUAA